Messenger RNA from Diospyros lotus (date-plum), 1519 nucleotides. RefSeq names its product U-box domain-containing protein 21-like. Lineage: Eukaryota; Viridiplantae; Streptophyta; Magnoliopsida; Ericales; Ebenaceae. The transcript has a single exon. Bases 91 to 1368 code for a protein of 425 amino acids. Gene Ontology annotation, biological process: protein ubiquitination. Gene Ontology annotation, molecular function: ubiquitin protein ligase activity. The record is from RefSeq and is a predicted model, not a curated record.
UUCUAUUCUCAUAGUCCAUUCCGAAUUAACUUUACAGACUCCAUUUUCUUUCUUUCGAAUCUGUUCAAGGCUUCAAUUUUGAUUCAUUCUAUGAUUUCGUCGUGGAGAAGGCGAAGGGCUGCCCGCCGGGCACCGAAGACCGACGGAGGCGAAGCCGAAAUGGUGGUUCCGACCCAUUUCCGGUGCCCGAUAUCACUGGACCUGAUGAGAGAUCCGGUGACGCUGUCGACGGGGAUGACGUACGACCGGGAAAACAUAGAGAAGUGGGUUGAAGCCGGGAACUUCACGUGUCCGAUAACCAACCAGCCGCUCCGAAGCCUGGAGCCGGUGCCCAACCACGCCAUAAGGAAGAUGAUCCAAGACUGGUGCGUCGAGAACCAUUCUGAAAGAAUCCCGACUCCCAAAAUUCCUGUAACCUCGUCGGAGGCUGCGGAGAUCAUGGGCAACCUGCUCUCGGCGGCGCGGCGAGAUGGCGAGGACGGCGAGUGCCUCAACCUGGCCGCCAAAAUCAAGUCUUUGGCUAAGGAAAGCGAGCGGAACCGGCGCUGCAUGGCGAGGAAUGGCGCCAGUUCGGCUCUGUCGGAGACUUUCGCGGCGUUUUCAGACCGUAACACAGCCGUUUUGGAGGAGACGUUGUCGGCUUUGGCAUUGAUGUUUCCUUUGGACGAAGAAGCCAAGUAUCAUCUGGGGUUAACUCCAUCUUUAAACCAACUGGUCUGGUUUUUGAAGAACGGAGAUUUAUCCGGCCGAAGAAACGCGACCUUAGUAUUGAAAGAGAUUGUGUCAUCCGAUCUGGAAAAGGUAGAUUCAUUAAUGGAAAUCGAAGGAGCAACGGAGACCCUGUUUAAGUUAAUCAAAGAACCCAUUUCACCGACGGCGACAAAAGCUUCAUUGACGAUAAUUUACCUCAUGGUUUCAUCGUCGUCUUCGCUAUCAUCUUCAAGAACGAACUUCGUGGCGAUGGGAAUGGUUCCUUUGGUUCUGGAACUAAUUGUGGAUUCAGAGAGGAGCAUUUGCGAAAGGGGAUUAGGGGUAUUGGACGGGCUGUGUUCUUGUGACCAAGGGAGAGAGGAGGCCUAUAGCCACGCCUUGACGGUGCCGGUUUUGGUGAAGAAAUUGCUGCGAGUUUCGGACGUGGCGACGCAGUUCUCGGUGUCGGUUCUAUGGAAGCUGGGGAAGGAGGAGAGGAUUGUGGUGGAAGCUCUGGAAGUGGGGGCUUUCCAGAAGCUUCUGUUGCUGCUGCAAGUGGGAUGCGGGGAGAAGACGAAGCAGAAGGCGAGUGAGCUUCUGAGGAUGCUGAAUGUGCACAGGGUGAGGGUGGAGUGCAUUGAAUCCAUGGAUUUCAAGCAUCUCAAACGGCCUCAUUGAUUUAUUAAUGGCGAUCGAAAUCAUAUACACUGAUGUUUAAAUGUUUUCCAUGUUUUAUAGAUUCAUUGUACAAAUUCACAGAGGGAACUGAUAAAUUACAUAUACAUAUUAUAUAUAUAUAUAUCCAUGCUAGAUUCAUUUGCUUUGGCAA